UCUGUAUUUAUUUUUUCUUGUGUAGUGCUGUGACUCAGGUGUUUUUUUUUUAAUAAUUAUGGCGUUAUUUUUGUGCAUUCUCCUAUGCGCUUGGGCGGGCGCCCUAGGGUUCAAUGUGGACAUCCCUUCUAGGGUAGUUUAUACAGGAAAUUAUCAAUCUAUGUUUGGAUUUACCGUCCAGUCACAUGUCGACGGUGAUAGAAAAAUGAUUCUAGUGGGAGCGCCGGAAGACGAGCCCUACCACAUAAACGAUGUUCGUCGGCCGGGCGCGGUGUACCGCUGCCAGCCCGGCUACCGCGGCUACCUGUCCGAAGACAGCUCGAAACCGCUGCAGAUGUGCUCGCUCAUGGAGUUCGACAAGAACAGAAACAACAACGUGGACACCGCUCACCGACAGAUCGAUCAGAAAUCGAACCAGUGGUUUGGAGCCACACUCACCAGCACUGGCAGAAAUGGGCCUAUUGUGGCCUGCGCCCCUCGCUACGUGUCCUUCGUGACAGCGAAGCUGAAUCAGCGUGACCCUGUUGGUUCAUGCUUCGUAGCCAUGUCUUCUGAUGCUGUUGACGUCAACGAAUUUUCACCUUGUCGUAAUUCGAGCCACGGCCAGCGCAAGACGGGCGUGUGUCAGGCCGGUUUUUCUGCGGCGGUCUCAAAGGACGGCCAGAGGCUGUUCAUGGGUGCACCAGGCAGCUUUUACUGGCAAGGUCAACUGAAAGUGCAAACAUUAAACUCAAGACCAGUUCUGAUAUCGACGCCAGAAGCAAGUCCUAAAUACGAUGACUCUUAUAUGGGAUAUUCGGUAACCGUUGGCGACUUUGCUGGACAAGGAAUUCAGAGUGUCGCUGUUGGUGUACCUAGAGGAUCAGAUUUGAGAGGAUUGGUGGUAUUGUAUACUUGGGAAUUACAAAAUAUCAAAAACAUCAGCGGUUCUCAAAUUGGCGCGUACUUCGGCUACAGUCUCGCAAGCGGUGAUAUUGAUGGUGAUGGUGCUGAUGAUUUAAUUGUUGGUGCUCCCAUGUUCACCAAACCGAAGAGUGAUGGAUAUGAACAUGGGCGGAUAUACGUUAUUUAUCAGGGCAAAAACAGAGAAUUUGUAAAGAAUCACGCAAGAACUGGUGAAGUAUCUAAGGGACGAUUCGGUUUAGCUGUGACGUCACUUGGAGACAUCAAUUAUGAUGGAUUUGGGGAUAUCGCUGUUGGUGCUCCUUAUGGGGGUGAAAACGGAAGAGGCGUUGUUUUCAUCUACCACGGUAGUGAGACGGGUAUUGGAGAGAAGUACUCCCAGGCCAUCACUGCUGAAGAGAUCAGUCCCUCCUUAACUACCUUCGGAUUCUCUCUUUCUGGAGGCGUGGACCUUGAUAACAAUAACUAUACUGAUUUGGCUGUGGGCGCGUAUAAAUCUGACAGCGUCGUAUUUUUGAAAUCUCGUCCAGUAGUAAAAGUAAUGGCUGACGUUAAAUUCAUGGGUGAAAGCAAAUUAAUUUCCCUCGAAGACAAGAGAUGUCGUCUUUCAAACGGCACGGCGGUUGCGUGCGCGCAGCUCAUGUUUUGUCUAACUUAUGACGGUGUCAACGUUGAUCAACAAAUAAACUUCGAAGUGACCAUAGACUUGGACUCGAGGCAGAAGAGCACCAAGCGAUUGUUCUUAAUGGAGACCAGACAAACAGUGUACACGACCAAUAUGUUACUGAUGCAAGGACAACAAGAGUGCAAGGAAAUCAUGGUGUAUCUUGAUGACGACAUCCGCGACAAGCUGACGCCGAUGGAGGUGAAGCUGACGUACGAGCUGGCGGCGGGCGCGGGCGCGGGCGCGGGCGCGGUGCCGCCCGUGCUCGACCGCACGCGCAGCAUCGAGCGCACCGACUCGCUCAACAUACAGAAGAACUGCGGGCCCGACAACGUCUGCGUGCCCGACCUCAAGAUGUUCGUCACCACGCCCACCGUUAACUACGUUCUUGGAUCCGGCGAGGACCUCAACAUCGACAUCAAGGUUGAGAACUCAGGAGAAGACGCAUUCGAAGCUGCAUUUUAUAUGCAGAUACCCCCUGGAGUCACCUACGCCAAGAUGGAGAGGCUGGACAAAGACAGCGCUGAAACUUCCCCAAUCUACUGCUCGGUCAAGAAUAAGGGAUCCGAUGGAAACAGCACUUUGAAAUGUGAUUUGGGAAAUCCGAUGGCCAGUGGACAAAGCGUGCAGUUCCGCGUGGUGGUGGAGGUGGACGCGCGCGUGACGCGGCUGCAGUUCUCGCUGGAGGCCAACUCCACCAACCCGGAGGCGGGCUCGCUGUACGACAACACGCGCACGCUGCUCGUCGCCGUCGACAUCCGCGCCACGCUCUCCGUCAUCGGAGCCUCAGACCCCCCAGAACUACAUUACAACGCGUCGUUGUACGAUACAAAGAAUCUAAAGGAUGACACCAAGUUAGGUCCACAAGUGAUUCACAAGUACAACAUAAAGAACGAAGGACCCUUCACAGUGGACGAGGCGGAGAUAUACAUCAUGUGGCCGUAUCAAACCCUCAAUGGUGACAACCUCAUGUACAUGCUGGUGCAGCCGCAGUGGGUCGGCGACAUGGUGUGUGACGUGGCGCGAAACAUCAACCCUGACAACCUCUUUGUACAGAAUCCGUACGCUUUCAUGCUCACCAAGGAGAGAGAAGCAAUGAAAGCCAGCGAUCUCUACUCAGCAGCACAGAUCGGUGGUAGCGGUGGAUAUUAUGGACAACAAAACUUGGAUGAAAACUAUAUAAGUAGUGGUCAAGUUAACGCACAAGGAAGUCAAGUGAGUGGCGGUCAAUAUGGAUCUUCUAGCGGUUUCUACGGUACCAACCAAGCUGGUGGUAGCCACUUCGGUACCAGUCAAUCAAGCAGUUCUGGUUCAAGUGGACAGUUUAGUACUACUUUUGUAAAUGGUGGACAAUUUUCCGGCGGUCAAUCCGGCUCGAGCCAUGCAGCUGGUGGGCAAGUAUCUGGAGGACAGUACGGAACUCAUGUUAGCGGUGGACAGUUCACCGGUGGCCAAGUUUCUGGUGGUCAGUAUGGUCACGGUCAAGUUUCUGGGAGUCAGUACGGUCGUGGCCAAGUUUCUGAAGGUCAAUAUGGAAGCGGUCAAAUCGGUGGAAAUCAAGGACCUAGUGGUACCUACUUUUAUAAUCGUACAUGGUCGACUGGCGAAGGACUUACAGCUGAAGAACGGGAAGCUAUAAUGAAGAACCUCGAAGCGGCUGCUAAACAAGGUGCUCGAGGAUUUACCCAAAGUCAAGGAGGACAAAGUGGUUAUACGCAAAGUGGCCAGGUAUAUGUCCAAGGUGGUCAAGGAGGUUUUGAUAAUAUUGGACAAGAUGGCCGCAUAGUCCGCGUUAAAAAUAAAACAAUCAUAUACGACGCGAACCAUAAUAUAAUAUCUCAGACCGAGACUAGUACGGAGUAUGGAUCCCUUGGUCAAGGAGGCGAAGCUGGCAGCUCCUUUAAUGCCUACAAUAAUAACCAGGGUGGUGCUCAACAGACCUUUGGGUCGCAAGGCUUCGUCCACGGUUCCUGGGGAACGACGGAAACGAUUAACCCCGACCUAAUGAAAGCUGGUUCAAACACAUAUCGAGGAGCUUCAGGUGUAACUUUUGUAGGAGACGAAGAAGAGGACAAAUUAGAAGGAUUUGGUGUUUAUGCUGCUCAUAAUCCAAACAACGAAUUCAAAGUUGGAAUCGCUGAUGUUAGUGGGAUUCAAGGGUCGGGGUCAGCUAGAGGAAGUCAGAGUUUCCAAGGGGGUUACCAAAGUGGGGGGUAUCAGGGUGGUAUGCAACAGGGAGGCUACCAAGCAGGCGCAUCUGGAGCAGCGUAUGGAGGAUCUAGUGGGAGCUCCUAUUCUUACUCGUCAAGAUCAGGAGGUCACACUUCUUACUCUUCAGGGGGAAGUUAUACCUUAUCCUCAGAACAAAGGAGAGAAAGCACUAGACGGCGGCGUCAAGAUAAUGUGGACCCGCAGCUGAAGGAGAUGCUGGAGCGCUGCGAGCAGAAAUACAAGUGCUCGGUGGUGCGCUGCCGCACCGGCCGCCUGCUGCGCGGCCAGGAGGUGUGGCUCGCGCUGCGGGCGCGCGUCAACGCCUCCGUGCUCAACGAGAUCUCGGCGGAGCGCGCGGUGAAGCUGUCGUCGCUGGGCGCGGCGCGCGUGUCCCGCCUGCCGCUGGCGGGCGCGGCGCGCGGCCAGGCGUGGCGCGCGGGCGAGGCGCUGACGCUGGUGGCGCCGCGCCUGGAGGCGCGCGGCGGCGGCGUCAUCCCGCUCUGGGUCAUCGUCGUGGCCGCCGUCGUGGGCGCGCUGCUGCUGCUGCUGCUCAUCUUGCUGCUCUACAAGUGCGGAUUCUUCAAACGUAACCGACCAUCCGACCAAGUUGAGCGACAACCGUUAAACGGCCGCGACGAACAUCUUUGAUAUCCGACCACUGAUCUCGGCCUCACCAGCGACGCCGCCAUCUCCGACACUACGUCAGAUGGCGAGGCGACCUCUGACGUCAUUGCCACCUCUGACGUCAUCGCCACCUCCGACGUCAACGCCACGGAUUCCAGCUCCACGGACGCCGCUAGUGACGUCACUAGUCAAGACUCGACUAGUAUGGACAAAUACUGAUGUCAUAAAACAUUUUAAAAUGGCGAUCUCGUUACAUCUUAGCGCGUGUGAGUUUAUAAAGAUCUGAACUUUUAAAAGUUGUCUGACAUUAUUUAUAAAUAAUUUGUGAGUAGUGAAAGAACUUUUAAUUAUUUAAUCUGUGGUGACAGGUGACAGUCAAGAUGGUGGCUGUAAUAUGUAAUUCCUUGUUAUAUUUUAUAAAUCCCUUAAAAAGCUAAAAGGGAACCAUUUCAAUAUUUCAUUAUCAAAUGUAUAUAUCAGACAUAGAACAACAAUAUAGUCCCUCAUGAGAAUUA
This is a messenger RNA of Melitaea cinxia (Glanville fritillary), 4917 nucleotides long. It is a transcript of the gene if, whose product is annotated as integrin alpha-PS2. The transcript has 25 exons. The coding region runs from base 59 to 4426 and encodes 1455 amino acids. The record is from RefSeq and is a predicted model, not a curated record. Gene Ontology annotation, biological process: integrin-mediated signaling pathway; cell adhesion mediated by integrin; cell-cell adhesion. Gene Ontology annotation, molecular function: integrin binding. Gene Ontology annotation, cellular component: external side of plasma membrane; integrin complex. NCBI's taxonomy places the organism in Eukaryota, Metazoa, Arthropoda, Insecta, Lepidoptera, Nymphalidae.